GGAAGUCGCAUGUGGUAUUUCUAUUUGAACUUCUCGCAUAACAUACAUUUAACACGAUAUUAAAAUUAAUGUCAACCGUCCUGAAACAAUAACUAAUAUCUAGCUAGUUAUUUGGUUCACAUAACAACACAUAUUUCAAAUGGAAUCAGAUAUUUAAUGUUUAACACUAAUAUAUUUAAUCAUAAUCUUGAAGGUACAAACGUUAGAGUGGCUUCUCUUAGGAAUUCAUCAAAUUCUCAACAUUUGUGUGUUGCAACGGUAUUAACACCUCAUUAUGCCGUCACCGCAGCUCAUUGCGUGGAGGAAACUCCUCAGAGCUACAUUCUGCAGUUAAAUAACCAUUGCAUAGAGAGUCAAGAUAUACCUAAAGCUCAAGUUUUAGCGAUUAUCAAACACGACCUUUAUAAUCCGUUUUCUCACGAGCAUGAUAUAGCUGUGUUACGUGUAAAGCUCAAUUUUACUGAUAUGACGUCGCUUAAUGGCACAAUAUUGCCAGACUCCUCGUUCGGUAUAUCAGGAAACUGUAGAAUAUAUGGCUACGGAUACAGAGAUAUAAAACUACAAGAAACAUCAGAAACUUUACACUCCGCUGAUGUUAAACUCGUGUCAUUAGACGAGUGCACUUCAUCACUAGGAUCAGGCCUAGCUCCUUAUGCAUUCAGCGGAAUGUUGUGUGCUAUGGGAGAUGGCGUUGAUGCUUGCCAGGGUGACUCUGGGGGCCCACUCAUAUGUUCUGAAAAGGUUGAAGGCUUAACUAGUUACGGACUCAGUUGCAAUGUUCCUGGAAUGCCCGGAGUGUAUGUCAGCAUUGGAGCACAUCUUAAAUGGUUGCGCAGUAUUAUUUACUGAAGAAAAAUUCGAAUUUUCUAAAUCACAUUAAUUUUCUAAAAUACAUUUUUGCUUUCUAGUAGCAAUUUGCGUUUAAAACGCGUGAUUAAAGUUAUAACACAACGCCCGGCUACGUACAUUACGCAAGUAGUUUUAUUAUUGAUAGUCGACGUUAAAAAGCGAGUCUACGUUUGAAAUAUUCCUCUUAUGUAUUAUUAAGUUGAACUCGAGUUUCAGCGAUCCAGUGUCAAUGGAAUCCAGAAUAAAGGUACUGCAGACUACACGUAGCACUACGAAUAUUGCUGUUAUUUCUACUACAUCAUUAAAUUCUAGAAAUAUCUGUAUGUUCACCAAUAUUAAUAUUUUCUAAGAUUUUCUUAUAAUAAUAAAGGUAUCUAUAAAAAAAAACUACAAGUUUAUUGUAGACGUGUUGUUAUGACUAAGGGAUUAUACUUGCUUUGUAAUCUGUAACUUCCAGUGAAGGCAGAUAAUAUAUUUCCUUAUCAUGUCUGAAGAGCCAAGAUAUUAUAGUUUACAUUACGAUCGCACUGGG
This is a messenger RNA of Zerene cesonia (dogface butterfly), 1381 nucleotides long. RefSeq names its product trypsin alpha-3-like. Gene Ontology annotation, molecular function: serine-type endopeptidase activity. Lineage: Eukaryota; Metazoa; Arthropoda; Insecta; Lepidoptera; Pieridae. The record is from RefSeq and is a predicted model, not a curated record. The transcript is spliced from 4 exons. Gene Ontology annotation, biological process: proteolysis. Bases 157 to 849 code for a protein of 230 amino acids.